Messenger RNA from Aricia agestis (brown argus), 1514 nucleotides. Its product is annotated as endoplasmic reticulum-Golgi intermediate compartment protein 3. Lineage: Eukaryota; Metazoa; Arthropoda; Insecta; Lepidoptera; Lycaenidae. The record is from RefSeq and is a predicted model, not a curated record. The transcript is spliced from 8 exons. Gene Ontology annotation, biological process: endoplasmic reticulum to Golgi vesicle-mediated transport; retrograde vesicle-mediated transport, Golgi to endoplasmic reticulum. Bases 119 to 1279 code for a protein of 386 amino acids. Gene Ontology annotation, cellular component: COPII-coated ER to Golgi transport vesicle; Golgi membrane; endoplasmic reticulum.
GUUUUCAAUGUAAUUUAUAGAAAUUGUUGUUUUGUAGUAGCCGGCUGUUUGUGGCAGUAUAAAACAAUAAAACUUAUUUCAGUGUGUUGCAGAGAAGAGCGAAAAAACUAAAGUCAAAAUGCCCUCCCAAGUGAUUAAUAAAUUUAAAGAUCUCGAUGCUUACGCUAAGACUUUAGAGGAUUUUAGAAUAAAAACUGCCGUAGGAGGAUUCAUUACUGUUAUUGGAGCUAUUAUUAUGGGUUGUCUAAUUAUGUCUGAAAUUUUUACAUAUAUGCAACCUAAUGUAUCUGAAGAACUCUUUGUAGACACUUCGAGAGGACACAAGUUGCGCAUAAAUUUUGAUAUAAUUGUUCCACGGAUAUCAUGUGAUUAUUUUGUGCUUGAUGCAAUGGACUCUUCAGGAGAGCAGCAUCUUCAGAUAGAACAUAACAUACAAAAAAGAAGACUCAGCUUAGAUGGUGUGCCAAUUGAGGAACCAAAGAAAACUGAGAUUUUAAGUUCAUCCACUGUUAAGCAAAACACUUCAGAGGAACGUAAUAAAAUAACUUGUGGAAGUUGUUAUGGUGCUGCAUUGAAUGAAUCUCAGUGCUGUAAUACAUGUGAAGAUGUCAAAGAAGCAUAUAGAUUGAGGCGUUGGGCACUGCCAGAUUUGUCUACAAUAGAACAAUGUAAAAAUGAUGAGUCACUUGAAAAAUCAAAUUUGGCCUUAAAAGAAGGUUGUCAGAUAUUUGGAUACAUGGAAGUAAACCGGGUUGGUGGUAGUUUUCAUUUAGCACCUGGGAAAAGCUAUACCAGCAACCAUGUCCAUGUUCAUGAUGUGCAGCCGUUUUCUUCUUCAGUGUUUAAUACCACACAUAUUAUCAAACACUUGUCAUUUGGAACUGAUAUAAAAAGUGGCAAUACUGCCCCAUUAGAUGGAGUUGUAGGUUUAGCCAAAGAAGGUGCUGUUAUGUUCCAAUAUUAUCUAAAAAUAGUGCCUACCAUGUAUGUUAAUCUCGACAAAACAGUAUUAUACACAAAUCAGUUUUCAGUAACAAGACAUAUAAAAGCAGUAUCUAACAUUAAUAUGGAAUCUGGAAUGCCAGGAGCUUUUUUCAACUAUGAACUUUCACCACUUAUGAUAAAAUAUACUGAAAAAGAAAGAUCAAUUGGACAUCUAGCUACUAACAUAUGCGCCAUAGUUGGUGGCGUAUUUACUAUAGCUGGCAUAUUAGAUGCACUUUUAUAUACCUCUAUUAGUACAUUGGAAAAUAAAUUUAUAUUAGGCAAAACUGGUUAAGCUGACCUAUAAAGUUUUUAGAAAUCGAUUGUACUCAUCAAUGUGACAUUUGGCAUGAUUUUUACAAAAUUCUACAUCGGUAUUUUCAGCCAAUGCCAUAAUUGGAACAUAGUUUUCUUUAGAGGGAUCAAAUUGAGCUCUUCCUAAUUGUUGUAAGAAAAUAUGCCUUUGUUUAAUCUUGAAAUUUCUACACAGUAAAAUAUUUGGAUGUAAUAAUAUGUUUUCAUGACUAAUU